GCGAUCGAGGACGACGGCGUGCUCGCCAACGUGAACGCGCGCUCGGCGCAGCUCGUGUCCGGCCUCGAGGCGCUGCGCUCCAAGCGGGAGGGCGUCAUCGCCGAGGUCCGCGGCUGGGGGCUCCUCCUCGGCGUCGAGCUCACGGCAGAGUGCGGCUUCACCGCCGCGCAGCUGACCGCCGCCGCGAUGCGCAACGGGCUGCUCACCGUGCCCGCGGGCGAAAAGGUGCUGCGGCUGGUGCCGCCGCUCAUCGUCUCUGCGGAGCAGGCCGACCGCGCCGUCGGCAUCCUCGAUGCGUCGAUGGCGGAGCUCAUGGCUGGGCAACGGGAGUGA
Messenger RNA from Emiliania huxleyi CCMP1516, 333 nucleotides. RefSeq lists its product as hypothetical. The record is from RefSeq and is a predicted model, not a curated record. NCBI's taxonomy places the organism in Eukaryota, Haptophyta, Isochrysidales, Noelaerhabdaceae. Gene Ontology annotation, molecular function: transaminase activity; pyridoxal phosphate binding; identical protein binding. The annotation marks the transcript as partial. The transcript is spliced from 2 exons.